AUUUUGAUGAAUAUUUUCUUUCAAUGCUGCUAUCUGACACCCAAUUUUUAAUGGAAUAUGGUGAAACACCAGAUAUUGAACUCGCAAGAACACUCAAGGAAUCUGAUAUUUGUGAGGUUCUUUCAGAUCUUGAUUCCAUAGAGGAUAGACCAGAUAGAAUAGAAGCUGAAUAUAAUGGAAGAAAGUUUACAAUUGGUCUUGAACGUUUCCAAGUCGUCGAACCUAUUUUCAACCCUCAUCUAAUAAAUAGGGAAGGGGUUCUUUCUUUACCUGAGGCUAUUUAUCGGGCAAUAUCUUAUUGCGAGCCAGACAAACGAGCUACAUUAUGGGAGAAUAUUGCGUUUACUGGUGGUUCAUCUUUACUUAAAGGCUUUAAAGAACGUCUUGAAAAAGAGUUAAAUGUAUUUCUUUAUACUUCGGACAAUGCUGGCGAAUACCAAAUCAAAGAAGCAAGAUUUUUAAAAUUACCCGAGUAUUUUUCAACUCUUAAAGAUAGACCGGAAUUAGUUGGAUACCUGGGUGCUGCCAUUACAGCUAAAAUAAUCAUUCAACGAUUUGGCUAUCACUAUUUCGAAUUCGAAAUGCCACCACCUAAAACUUCUGGCAAAAAUUUGGAAUCCGAAAGUACGUUACAGGCCGUCAUUCUUGCUGAUAGUUUUAAUGAACGAUUCCGUCCCAUAACCCUUGAUAGGCCACGA
Cetraspora pellucida is the source of this 698-nucleotide messenger RNA. NCBI's taxonomy places the organism in Eukaryota, Fungi, Glomeromycota, Glomeromycetes, Diversisporales, Gigasporaceae. The record is from the annotation of a GenBank genome assembly.